AUGUUUUAUCCCCCCAUGGAUUUAUGGUAUAUUUCAUUGUACGAUUCUGAACUUUAUAAUGGAUCACUUUUGUUAUCAGAAUAUAUUUAUAAAAAUACGGGAUGUAGAACAUCUUUCAAGUAUUGUAUUCUUAAUUUAUUUAAAUUAGGCUAUUAUCACAAGAUUAUUGACAUUCUAGAAGGAGUAGAUCUUAAUGAUUAUGACAUUAGAAUAUCAUAUUAUAAAUCACUAGUAGAAACAGAAACUAAUAAAAAAAUAAAAAAUGUACCAUUAUCUUCUUAUAAAAAACCAACAAUAAGCAAUAUCUUAGACAAUCACUCAAUUGAAAAAUUUUGGUAUGCUUUGACAAAAAAAGAUAUUCUAAAAAAAGAACUACUUAUUGAAGCUUAUAGACUUGAUAAUAAGAAUAUUGAAUGUUUAUAUUUUCUAAUUAAAGAUGAAAUGUGUACUGAUAAAGAGUUUCUAGAUCUUUUACAGUUAAACCAGGAAUGUAAACUCCUCUCUGACAUAUUUUUAUUUCCUUUUUCCAUUACAAAUGAAAUAGAAAAUGUAAGUGUAGAUGUCUUAGAGUUCUACCAUCCUUUUUAUGCAUUUAUUUUUUCAAAGAAAUUAUUUAUAGAAAAGAAAAAACUUCUUCUUUUUAAUUUAAGUCAUAAAUCUUAUAGGAUAUACAUGCACUGUACCUAUACAUACUUAUCACUAGCAUUAUAUUUCUUUUUAAUUGAAGAUUAUGAAGAAGCAAAAAGAAUUCUACUUAAAAGCUUUGAAUUUGAUAAGCGAACAGGACUUAUUUACAUGUACCUAGGAAUUUGUUAUAGUAGACUUAGAGAAUGCGAAAAAAGCCUUAAUUGUUUUAAUAUCAGUAAUAGGAAGAUUGUAUGUACAUGGAAGACAUAUUAUUACUUAGCCUGUGAAUAUCAAAAAAUGACGAAUUUUGAUAAAGCAAAAUUUUAUUAUUUAGAAGGACUUAACGUAGACAGAAAUAUAAUGUUACAAGAAGGGUACAUAAGUUUAUUAAUAUUUUGUGAGAGUUAUCAAGAAGCACUUUCGUAUAUUAGUGGCAUUAUAAAAAGUAAAGAAACAAGAAGAUUAAAUAAUAUUUUAUUAUUAAAAUCUUACUGCUACCUGUUUUUAGGAAAUUUAAACGAAUCAAAAGAUGCUUUAGAAAAGUGUAGAAAGGAUUACAGAUAUUUUUGUACAAAAGGGUACAUAGAACAUUUAACUAAUAAUAUUGACUUGGCAUGUGAUUUUUAUAAUAAGUCACUUUUACUUAAAAAUAGUAGUGUAAUAGAAGAUCUUAUGACUAGUGCAACAAGGCAGAAUAAAGAGAAUGAUGUAUAUAAUUCUUGUACAGAAAUAUUUGAGUAUGUGUUUAUUAGUAAUCAAGAUAUAGAAAUAAUAUGA
Molecule: messenger RNA, 1404 nt
Organism: Vairimorpha ceranae
Lineage: Eukaryota; Fungi; Microsporidia; Nosematidae
Product: component of the 20s cyclosome anaphase-promoting complex
Exons: 1
Coding region: 1-1404 (467 amino acids)
Molecular function (GO): protein binding
Source: RefSeq, a predicted model, not a curated record